AUGAGCAACAAAGGAAGACGCAUGAGCAAUUUGACGAAGCGGGAAGAUGCCGUAGGCCUUUCAAAGGCCGAAGCUCAGACGCCAAGCAACCUCCGUUCCACCGAGCGCAUGCUCAACAUCUGCGCGAUCUACCAACGCACUCAUACCAGUGCCAAUCGCGCCACCCUAUCCUUGCGGAUCCUGCCGCCGCCCGGUUUCGUUAUCCAACCACCAUCUGGUAUACAGCCCCUGGUCCGGGCCCGAUGCAGAAUCAUCCCUCCACCGCUGUUCUGCGACAGUAUCUAUAGAUCUUCAUGCCGCAGUGGCCCCCAUGAUGAGGGGCAUGACGGGUAG
Molecule: messenger RNA, 333 nt
Organism: Volvox carteri f. nagariensis
Lineage: Eukaryota; Viridiplantae; Chlorophyta; Chlorophyceae; Chlamydomonadales; Volvocaceae
Exons: 6
Coding region: 1-333 (110 amino acids)
Source: RefSeq, a predicted model, not a curated record